CUUGUUCAUUGAAUGAAAGCAUACAUUUAACAAUAUAUAGUGCUGCUGACUUGACAACGGGACGCAGUGCAAUAGACAGCAAUCGACAGACAGCAUGUUUCAGGAUGUAGAUUUUGUGGAGGCUGCUAACGAGCUUCAGCGCCCGAAUAUUAAUGAAGAGGGUUACGAAUUCUUCACCGAAUCGUCACACGAUGGUUGUGAGGCGAAGAUUUAUCGACAGUACAACGAGACAUCAGGUCUUUACAAAUACAAAGUGUACGGUACAUUAGCUGAUGUGUCUCCAGAAGUCUGUGCCGAGGUAUACAUGGACUUAGAGUACCGGCGUCAGUGGGAUACUUAUGUUAAUGAAUUGUAUGAGAAAGAAGAUGCUGAUAAAAAGCUUAUUUAUUGGAAUGUGAACUUCCCCUUCCCAAUGUCUAACAGGGACUAUAUCUAUCUGCGGGAGCUACGAGAAAUGGAAAGUUUUGAGGGGAACAAAAUCUGGGCUGUAAUGGCCAAAAGUGUGCCAUGUGCCAGUGUUCCUGAGAAGAAGGGUGUGAUACGGGUAGAUGAUUAUCUUCAGAGCUGUGUUCUAAUGACUGAUGGAAAAGUUGGUUCUAAAGCAUUUAUGAAGUACUACGACAAUCCAAAGGGUAUGAUACCAACUUGGUUGAUUAAUUGGGGAGCUAAGACUGGAGUUCCAGCAUUCCUUACCAUGAUGCAAAAGGCAUGCAGAGGCUACCCACAAUACCUAGCUAACAAACGACAACAAACCAGCUGAUGUAGGCUGUUGUGUACACAAUUAAAGACAUUUAAUUUUAUUGGUACAUAUUAAUAGAUCCAUUUAUUUGAAGUCUACUAUCUUGAACACUACACAUACAGGAUGUGUUAUAUGCCAUGAUGUUUUGUUUUUAUUUAUUACUACAAGUAUUUUUCAGAGACAUUUACAGAUUUCUCUUGUUAUGAAGGCAGAAACAGUCAUUGUGGAUUAGCAUACCUCAUUAAGUGAAAUACUCCUCCAGAUCAUGAUGUUGAUUAAUAUUGGCAGCCAUAACAUCAUUCUUUAGAAUCUGUGUUAACUUAGAGAUGUCAGAUCUUCUAGUAUUGAGAGUUGAUAAGUGACUGAAGCUUAAUUCUUGUACAUGGCUAGAUGAGUUAGUGUGGAUACAAUGAUGCCAUUAAUAAUCUUC
Ylistrum balloti is the source of this 1169-nucleotide messenger RNA. RefSeq names its product phosphatidylcholine transfer protein-like. The transcript has 6 exons. Gene Ontology annotation, molecular function: phosphatidylcholine intramembrane carrier activity; phosphatidylcholine binding. Bases 95 to 760 code for a protein of 221 amino acids. Lineage: Eukaryota; Metazoa; Mollusca; Bivalvia; Pectinida; Pectinidae. The record is from RefSeq and is a predicted model, not a curated record.